This is a messenger RNA of Musa acuminata AAA Group (dessert banana), 1028 nucleotides long. RefSeq lists its product as uncharacterized. Lineage: Eukaryota; Viridiplantae; Streptophyta; Magnoliopsida; Zingiberales; Musaceae. The transcript is spliced from 6 exons. The record is from RefSeq and is a predicted model, not a curated record. Bases 1 to 750 code for a protein of 249 amino acids.
AUGGAAACCUGGAGAGUCUGCUACUUCAUGAACAAGGUGACACCUACAAUUCCACGUGUAGCACAUGCAGAUACACUUUACGUCUACAAUUUGCACGUUUGCAUGGUGCAGUACAUUACGUUUAUCCCAUCAUCUGCACACGUCUCCCUGGACAAUUGCUCGACCUUUUCUGACGAUGUCAAGAUGGACAAAUCCUUCAGCUUUCGUGACAGACAAGUUUCGAAUGCAUUUCGAUUACCUCAUGGUUGCGGGAGGAGGAGGACAUGCUGCACUGCUGCGGCAGCAAAAGGUUCGCCAAGGAGAUGGCCUCCGCUUGUCGCUUCGCCGACGUCCAGCACGCCCACCGAGUCGCCCGCGACAUCUGGUUCAACAAGGUCGACGUCGCAGGAUGGCUUGAGGCCGUCUCGGCUCACCUGGCGAUCGGAGCCACCUCCCCGUCUUCUCCCAGUGGAGCAAGGAAGAGCAAUCCGCUGCGAUGGCUACUGCCACCGAUUCCAUCUUGCAGGUAGCAGCCCUCGCACCCAUCCUCCCUCCUGGAUGUUGCCCGUGCCUCUCCAGCCUCUGGCAUGGAGGUUCACCUUUGAGAUGUGGAAGGGAGCUCAGCGUCACCCGUUGUUUACAAACAGAGAAUUCACUGACUGGGUGUUGGUGGAUCAUGAGAAUAUUGUAGAAGCUUCGAGCUUUUCACCAGUGCAAAAAUUGGAUGGUUGUGUAAUGAUACUCUCAGUUGCCAAGGCUAGCGUAAGGUAACAUUCCACCCUAAAGAUUGUCAUACAUAUCACUGUGCAACAGGUCCACAGACCGAGCAAUGUGUUGACUUGGGGAACUAUCCCCACAUUACUGGUGAAAAGCCUGGUUGAUUUCUAUUCUUCAAUUUGAUGUGAGGUGAACAAAUAGACACCCUAAAGAUGUAAUGGUCAAUUGUAAUUGUCACUUACGGUUUAUAAGUUGCGUGGUUUACCAAAAUCAAUGGAUGUGAACAUGUUGAUGCCAGUUUGGAGAAAAAAUUAGGACUGUUCUUAAACAUA